AUGGCGUUCCCUGAUCCUCUUGGGAAAGGCUUUUUGCAGAGAUUUCUGUUAAACUUAUGUGCACAUAGCUGUACAAGGGCAAUUCUAGUUCGCCUUCUGCUUGACAUGAUUGGGCCAGAGACUGAAGGCCCAGUUGGCAGAUUGUUGACAGUUAACUCCCAGAGGCUAUAUGGUUGUCAGUCCAAUGUUGUAUAUGGUCAAUCUCAGUUGUUGGACGAGUCAUCAAAUCAAAAAUAUUUGGAAACCAAGAAGGAUAAAGGCAAGGAGAAAAUUGUGGAACUAGGAUAUUCGUCAGACUCUUUAGGAGGUUCUCGGAAGGGGGAUGUUCCUGUGAUACUGUUUCUUAAACUCUUGAGUCAACCGCUUUUCUUGCGCAGCAUUGCCCAUCUCGAACAGGUCAUGGGUCUGCUCCAAGUAGUUGUCUAUACUGCAGCAUCAAAAUUAGAUUGUCAAUCUAAUUCAGAACAAGCUGUAGUCAGUUCUCAAAAUCUAUCUGGCAAUGAAACUGUGAGUGAUGUACCAAAAGAUCCUCCUUUGUCAGAAAUGGAAGCUAUUCAAGGUGAUUUAGGUGCCAGUGGUGAGUUACAUACAUCAGAGGGACAGAGAAGCACCAAUAUGUAUGAUAUCUUCUUACAGAGGCCACAAUCUGAUUUGCACAAUCUGUGCAGCCUUCUUGGCCAUGAAGGGCUCGCAGACAAAGUUUACACGCUUGCUGGGGAGCCUCUUGGGAAAGGCUUUUUGCAGAGAUUUCUGUUAAACUUAUGUGCACAUAGCUGUACAAGGGCAAUUCUAGUUCGCCUUCUGCUUGACAUGAUUGGGCCAGAGACUGAAGGCCCAGUUGGCAGAUUGUUGACAGUUAACUCCCAGAGGCUAUAUGGUUGUCAGUCCAAUGUUGUAUAUGGUCAAUCUCAGUUGUUGGACGAGUCAUCAAAUCAAAAAUAUUUGGAAACCAAGAAGGAUAAAGGCAAGGAGAAAAUUGUGGAACUAGGAUAUUCGUCAGACUCUUUAGGAGGUUCUCGGAAGGGGGAUGUUCCUGUGAUACUGUUUCUUAAACUCUUGAGUCAACCGCUUUUCUUGCGCAGCAUUGCCCAUCUCGAACAGGUCAUGGGUCUGCUCCAAGUAGUUGUCUAUACUGCAGCAUCAAAAUUAGAUUGUCAAUCUAAUUCAGAACAAGCUGUAGUCAGUUCUCAAAAUCUAUCUGGCAAUGAAACUGUGAGUGAUGUACCAAAAGAUCCUCCUUUGUCAGAAAUGGAAGCUAUUCAAGGUGAUUUAGGUGCCAGUGGUGAGUUACAUACAUCAGAGGGACAGAGAAGCACCAAUAUGUAUGAUAUCUUCUUACAGAGGCCACAAUCUGAUUUGCACAAUCUGUGCAGCCUUCUUGGCCAUGAAGGUCUUUUUAUCAAUCAGGCUCGCAGACAAAGUUUACACGCUUGCUGGGGAGGUGCUGAAAAGUUGGCCUUGGUUGCUGCUUCCCAUCGAAAAUUCUUUAUUAUGGAGCUUUCAGAUUUAGCUCAUAGUUUGAACAACUUGGCCGUCAGUGAGCUUAUCACACUAAGGAAUACACACAUGCUGGGUUUGAGUGCCGGAUCAAUGGCUGUGGCUGCAAUCCUUUGUGUUCUACAGACUUUCAGCUCACUCUCUUCACCUAGUGUGGAUCGGAAUAAGGUUAAGAAGAGUGGUGAGGAACUGGAUGAGCAUGCAACCUUGUGGAAGUUGUAUGUUGCACUUGAGCCAUUGUGGCAAGAAUUGAGUGACUGA
Molecule: messenger RNA, 1758 nt
Organism: Ilex paraguariensis (yerba mate)
Lineage: Eukaryota; Viridiplantae; Streptophyta; Magnoliopsida; Aquifoliales; Aquifoliaceae
Source: the annotation of a GenBank genome assembly